Lobosporangium transversale is the source of this 881-nucleotide messenger RNA. RefSeq lists its product as hypothetical. NCBI's taxonomy places the organism in Eukaryota, Fungi, Mortierellomycota, Mortierellomycetes, Mortierellales, Mortierellaceae. The coding region runs from base 145 to 639 and encodes 164 amino acids. The record is from RefSeq and is a predicted model, not a curated record. The transcript is spliced from 6 exons.
GCAUUUAGCCACGCGUCGUGUAUGGAGUCCAAUUAAUUCUGCAGUUUUUGUGACUGUGACGAUCCAUGUCUCCAUCGAGUUUCUUUUAAAAAACACACAGACCUUAUUCUUUUGACAAUAACUUUCAUCAGUCUAAUCAAUGCAAUGUGGAAAGCUGUGAAUAAGGAAGAAAAGCGGGUUAAAGAGUUACUUGGCAACGCUAGACGUCGAGCCCAGAGAAGAAGGGCGUAUUACGAUUCCAAGCUUGGUGACCCUAUGCAGCUUCUGCGUGUCUCCGGAACUGCGGUUCAGCUUGUUACCAAUCCUGAGAUCUAUACAUUCAAUGAGGACAUGAAAAACUUAAUGCCAUGGGCGAGCGAUCCAUCUGUGAAAAUUGAUCGGUUUGAUGGAAGGGCAUUGCUGGAUUUUAUACCUACAGCAACACAAGCCAUGAUUGAAUCUGGUCUGAAGCCAGACAAGGAUGAAGAUGGGAUUGGAAAUGAACUUCGAUUCCAACGCUGGCAUGAUCUAGUUGAUAAGAUUCGUUUAGGAGUGUCUGAGGAACAAUGUAUUAGGAACAACGAGGAAGAGUGGAACGACCUUGUAGCUAGGCAUCAUGCAUUGAUUGGAAAAGUCUCUGAAAAGUAUGUAUAUUCUUGAGCUAACGGUAUAUAUCUCCGGAUUCCGUUUAGUCUCACUCUACUAAAAACAAGGAGACUGCCGUUGCAUCCUGGAAAACUUGAAUGAAAUGUUAGGAAGCAAGAAUCCAAUGAAACACCUGCAGCCACUUCCAGCUUUGCAUUUGAUUAUGGCACAGGAGCCAGUACAGGUGCAGGUACAGGCACAAGCGCAGGCACAGAUGCUGCUGUACAGAAUGAUAAUGAUAUUGGAAAAUUGGCCGA